Molecule: messenger RNA, 8580 nt
Organism: Myripristis murdjan (pinecone soldierfish)
Lineage: Eukaryota; Metazoa; Chordata; Actinopteri; Holocentriformes; Holocentridae
Gene: pcdh7a
Product: protocadherin 7a
Exons: 6
Coding region: 642-4784 (1380 amino acids)
Biological process (GO): homophilic cell-cell adhesion
Cellular component (GO): plasma membrane
Molecular function (GO): calcium ion binding
Source: RefSeq, a predicted model, not a curated record
UGUGGAGGAGAGAAAGAGAAUGCGGGACUCUUGGAAAAGACGCAUCUACACUCGGUCCAUUAGCGAGACAUCCUUCCCCAGCACGAGCACCGACGGAAUUACGCUUGAUUGAUGCUGAUGUCGGGAUGUCUUUGUAGCCUUUUGGAGAGAGAGUCUAACCCUCGGUUUAUUGCUUCAUUCAGAAAAAAUCUGAAAAACUCGCUCUGAAAAACACUCUUGUCUCCUCAUAACUUGCGUGAGGGAAUCCGACGGCUUGGCACGUUGCUCCACUGCGGGAAAAGAGGGAAAACGCAACUGGCUCUGCCUGAAGGAUGGAUUUUUUUUAUCUUUAUGCCGUGAACAGCCCGACAAGACAGCGGGAUUAUUAAUAUAGACACAGAAUAACCACUAUUGAGCAUAAGGGGGGAGAAAAAAGAACACUGCACCACUGAAGUGAACUACAGCGUGAGUGCAGAAGCUUUUUCCCGGACCUCAGGCGGCAGUCUGCAUAGAGCGGGAGGGAGUGGGAGAGAGGAAAGACAAAAUCAAAGAAUCCCGCUGUGAGGAACACAAGCAGACGACGAAACACCAAUAAAGGAGAAAAACACCACAGCUAGAAGACCGGCGGAGCGGGAGGGAGAGAGGGAGAAGAGGAAGGAGCCAUGCAGAGGCUUGGUGCAGUGCACUCCUCCGCGGCGGAGGCUCUCAGCCUCGUGGUCUUACUGCUGCAGCUGCUGACUCAGCUACCGUGUGCCGACUCAGCUCUCCGAUACCGGGUGGCGGAGGAGGGCCCACCUGACGUCAAGAUUGGCAAUGUGGCCGCUGACCUGGGCCUUACAGCAGGUACUGGCACUGGGGAUGUCACCUUUGCCCUGGAGAGUGGCUCUGAGUAUUUCAAGAUUGACAAUGUGACAGGCGAGCUGACAACAGGCCCACGACGAAUCGAUCGAGAGAAGCUCCCUCAGUGCCAAAUGAUAUUUGAUGAAAAUGAGUGUUUCCUGGAUUUUGAGGUGUCAGUGAUUGGGCCAUUGCAGAGCUGGGUGGACCUUUUUGAAGGCCGUGUGGUCAUUACAGACAUCAAUGACAACACCCCCUCCUUCCCCUCCCCAGUGCUCCAGCUCUCAGUUGAAGAGAACCGUCCAAUAGGAACCCUUUAUCUGCUGCCCACAGCAACAGACCGUGACUUUGGGCGAAAUGGGAUUGACAGGUAUGAGCUCAUCCAAGAUGGUGGAGCCACCUCAGGUUCAACAAGGCGCACAGCAGGGGGAAGCCCCAUAACCAGAGUAGACGGGGGACUUGGAGACAGGAGGAGUAGAAAUGGAGAUAAUGCAGGAGGAGUCAGGAGUAGCGUGUUUGAACUUCAAGUAGCAGAUACACCAGAUGGUGAAAAACAACCACAGCUAAUUGUGAAGGGCCCAUUAGAUCGUGAGCAACGUGACUCAUAUGAACUUGUCCUUCGGGUUCGAGAUGGAGGGAACCCACCUCGUUCCUCCCAAGCUCUGCUUCGUGUCUCUAUCACUGAUGUGAAUGACAACAGCCCACGCUUCGAGAGGGCCGUGUAUGAGGCAGAAAUGGCAGAAAAUGCACCACCAGGAACACCUGUCCUUCAGGUCAGAGCAUCAGACCGUGAUGUCGGAGUCAACGGGCAGGUGGAGUAUGUCUUUGGAGCUGCCACUGAAUCCGUGAGACGUCUCCUGCGGUUGGAUGAGGCAUCUGGAUGGCUAAGUGUCCUCCACAGGAUCGACAGGGAAGAAGUGGCUCAACUCAGAUUCACAGUAAUGGCCAGGGACCGAGGUCAGCCACCUCGCACUGACCGAACCACUGUUGUUUUGGCCGUCCGAGAUGAAAAUGAUAACGUCCCUGUUGUGGAGAUCCGAAAGAUUGGCCGAAUCCCUGUUCGAGAUGGAGCGGCCUUAGUACCAGAGAAUGUUCUGGUGGACACCCCAGUAGCUCUGGUCCAAGUGUCAGACCGAGACCAGGGAGAGAAUGGAGCUGUGACAUGCACAGUGGUAGGAGAUGUCCCAUUCACGCUGAAGCCAGCUGGAGAAACUGCACUCCCGCCCCUGCCUGCAGAUGAAGCCUUCGACAGGAACAGGAAAAAAUACUUCUUACAUACUUCAGCCCUGUUGGACUACGAGGCCACCAAAGAGUACAGCGUUACCAUUGUGGCAGUAGAUUCUGGAAGCCCCAGUCUGUCUAGUAACAGUUCACUCAUGGUGCGAGUGGUGGAUAUCAAUGAUCACACCCCAACCUUUGCCCAGAGCGUUGUGGAGGUUCACUUCGCUGAGAACAACUCACCUAGUGAGAGAGUGGUCACUGUGGUGGCCACAGAUGCAGACAGUGGCAAGAAUGCAGAGAUUGCAUAUUCCCUGGAUCCUUCAAUUAAUGGACCAUUUUAUAUAGAUGCAGAAAAUGGAGAUAUCCGUGCGACAGGGGUUCUUGAUCGUGAGCAGCGGGAGAGGUAUGAGCUCCGGGUUAUUGCCAAAGACAAAGGCACCCCCUCUUUACAGGGAUCAGCAACUGUUGUUGUUCAGGUGACAGACCGUAAUGACAAUGCACCAAAAUUUGUUCAGGAAGUUUUCACGUUCUAUGUCAAAGAGAAUCUUCUUGCCAACAGCCCAGUCGGCAUGGUCACCGUCACCGAUGCUGAUGAAGGCGAGAAUGCAGAACUUAGCCUGUUUGUAGAAAUGGAUGGAGAUGAAGAGAAGAGGACAGGUGGGGGUGGAGGGGGAGAGAAGAGCAAGGGUGAGGAUGGAGAGAAAGAACAAGAAGAAGUGUUUUCUAUUGAGAACAACACAGGAACAAUCUUCUCCUCUGCAUCGUUUGAUCGUGAAAAGCUUUCUGCCUAUACCUUCCGUGUCCGGGCUGUGGAUGGAGGGGAGCCUCGCAAAACUGCCACCGCCACUGUCUCGCUCUUUGUGACAGAUGAAAAUGACAACGCCCCCUCCAUCACCUCUCCUGCCAAUGAGUCUUACACUCUUCUUCCACCGGCCAGCAGUGCCCGGACCAUCGUUCGGACAGUUACAGCCACAGACUCAGACACAGGCCCUAAUGCAGACCUUCGCUAUGCCCUGGUGGGGGGGAACCCUUUCAGACUGUUUGAGAUUGGCCACACCAAUGGGGUGAUCACCCUGGCAGAGCCUCUGGAGAGGCGCCAUAGAGGGUUACAUCGCCUGGUGGUGCGGGUCAAUGACAGCGGGAUCCCCUCUCUCUGCGCCACAGCCCUCGUUCAUGUCUUCAUCAAUGAGAGUUUGUCCAACGCAACACUGGUGGAUGCACAGGUGGCGCGUAGUCUGAUGGCUCCACUGUCCCUGGAUAUUGCAGGAGACCCUGACAGUGAGCGGGCAUUAGGGAAACAGCGCCUCAGUGUGGCUAUAGGUGUCCUAGCGGGAGCAGCAGCAGUGAUCCUGGUAAUUCUGCUGGUUGUCACAGCACGCCAAUGUGGUGCUCAAGGCAAGAAUGGCUAUGAGGCUGGAAAGAAGGAACCAGAGGAAGACUUCUUCAGUCCCCAGGGGGCUCAGCCACAGGCCAGCCGUGGUGGGGGAUCAGACCGGGGACGAAAGCCUCGCAAGGACAAACGCAGCGGAAGUGGCAGCAGUGUGGCCGUGGGAGGAGGGAAGUCAGACAGAUCACUCUACAGUGGUAUCGUCACAGUGAAUGGGCUGCGUCGCCACACCAACGAUGAUGAUGAGGAGGAUGUCAGCAGUGCAAGUGAGCGCCUGGCAGCCCGUUACUGUUCCAUGGACGGUGACCCAGGAAGCCCACGGAUGGGCGGAGGCAGGAGGCACCAGUCGAGCCCUGAUCUGGCCAGGCACUACAAAUCCAGUUCACCGCUCCCAGCAGUGCAUCUUCAGCCCCACUCGCCCCCAGCAGAGGGCAAGAAACACCAGGCCGUCCAGGAGCUGCCCCCCUCCAACACGUUUGUGGGCAGUGGGGGAUGUGUGGGGAGUGCAGGUUCCAGCAGCAGCAGUAGUGGAGGCAGUGGCAAUGCAGAUGCCAUGUCCCUGGGAUCUGACCAGUGCUCAGAGUAUGGCUGCCAGACCGGGAACAAGUACAGCAAACAGGGGACCCUUCGUCGGGUGACCUUCUCAGUAGUCAGCCAGCCCCAGGAUGGCGGUUGUUAUGACAGCGGCCUGGAGGACUCAGAGACACCGAGCAGCAAGAGUUCCUCAGGGCCGAGGCUGGGGGCUUUGCCGCUUCCAGAGGAGGGAUAUGAGCGGACCACACCAGAGGGCAGUGUUGGGGAGGAGGAGCACGUGGAGAACGAUGCCAGACAGUUGCCAGACGUCGCUCUGACUGGAAAGUGCACCAGGGAGUGUGAUGAGUUUGGCCACUCUGACACUUGCUGGAUGCCCGUUCGCCCGUCACCUCGCCAGCGCCAGCGCCACGGCAGUGACCCCCCACGGCUCUCCACCUUCGCCCCAGGAGAUGACAACAACAAUCUUCGUGGUAAUGACCAGGAGAGUGAUAGUGAGAGCGCUGGCAGCGCAGGGAGCUCCGAACCCGGGGUUGUGGUUAGCGGUGGUGGUCAGAGGUUACCCUUAGCCAAUGGGGAUCCUCUCAGCACGCUAGGGAGUGGAGACCGCAACAGGAAUGUGGGCGACCACAACCGUAAUCUCCUGAACCGGAAGAUGACCUCAGCAUCCUAUGAUACAUUUAGCAGUGCUGGCUUCGGGAGGCGCCAACCAGAAGACGAUGGAGGGGAAGGCCAGAACCCACCCGAGGUCAUACCACUGACGCGGACUGGAGGGGACUACAAGACCACGUCCUGCCUCACGUUGUCACGCCGCGAAGUCUACCUGUGACGGCCCUGCGUUGGAGCGAUCCACCCCAUAGCUCCCUGUUCUUUGAAUCGGGGAGGGAUCGGUCCAUGCUGAGUUUAGACUUUACUGGCAAGAGUAUGCAGUCAUCAAGAAAGUGUGCAAGGCCUUUUAAACCUGUGAAGAUGUGAAAACGUCAGAAAAGAGGUUUCUCAAAAGUCAUAUCAAACUGGAUCUUUUGGAUUCUGACUAAUAACUCUUGGCAGCACUGUGACCAGGAGUACUUUCUAACGUGAAUUCUUUUUAUAGCUACUAGUUAAGGAGCUAGCUACUAGUGAGGAUCUUGCCCAUGGACAAAGAUCCUCUUAUGUCCAUGUGGAGGAGGACAGCUUCAUCUCCUCAUCUUUUUACCUGAAUUCGAUGCAUGCCUGACCUCCAAUAGGGGAUUUGUGUGAAGAAAAGAGAGAUAGAGGAUGACUAAGUCCUGAUGCUAUAAAUGCCUCAGUACAAACAAAAACUUUCACUGAGGCUGCAGCAAGCACGAUUUGAACUCAACGAGUGAACCAGAUGCUGAAAAACCAUUGUGGUCUUAUCCAGUGAAUAUGGAUGAAAAGAUGUGAUGAGUUAUUUGGAUGUAACUCAUAUCAAUCAAACUUUCAAAUGCCUAGUCAAGAUGGUAAGAUGAAACAAGGAUAUUAAGCAAUCAAACUGCAACAAAAAACUGCAAUGACCGCGCGAAUCUAAAACAUUAUCAACAGAAUAUCAGUGUACAAACAAAUGUGGCUCUUGUACAGUAACAAAAAGGGGGGGAAAAACCAACGCUGAUCUCAAAAAUCAGGUAUUUCCAAAAAUACAUAGUGAAAUCAAAAAGAACUCGAGCAAAAAGGAAAAUAAAGACUAUUUUUUACAGUAACCAAUUGUAACCAUUCGGAAUACAAGGUCGUCAUUCAGCGUCAGUAGUGCCACAGUAUUCCAGUGUGUGAGAAAAAAUAAUGUGUUGAUCUUUUUGCCUUCUCACCCAGUCUGUAUGUAUAUAUGUGUGUACUGGAAAAAUGGCAGUGUUACCGUUCUACUGCUGUCCACCAUUGCUAAGAUGCUGAACUCAUUGCUUGCCUACAGUAUUCUAACAGACGCACCCAGUGUUCAUGUAUCAUAAAUGUUCUUUCACACACACACAUACACAUGCACACACACACACAAGCAUGUAACAAACUCCUACAAUGCAUUUACAGAUCAUGAAAAUACAUAGGGCCACCCAAUUUAUGACAUGAUGUAGUGGCCAUUUAACAUUAAGUAUAUUACAACUUGUAUCACCAUAUACUGUGUACAUCUGUACAACAUUUAACACACACACACACACACACACACACACACACACAGUGCACAAAAAGCACAUUAAAACAAAAGUACAAACACAAACCCACAUACAGAUAUGCGCAAAUUCAUAUGCACUAUGUGUGUAUGUGUUUUUAAUCAUAAUUUUAACAUAUUGCCUCAUAGAACUAGCUGUAGCAUUUUGCCUGCUCCCUUCCAGCCAGUAUUUAAACAUGAAAUGUAUUUAAAUAAUUAUUCAUCUUUCUGACUGCAAUGUGGGGUUACAUUAAAGGGAAUUUCAAUGACAUCUAUGUAAAGAUAGACAUUUUUGGAAUAUGAAAUAUUCCACAUACUGUAAGUAGCUCUCAGAAAAACCAAAUUUCAGUAAAAAAAAAAAAAUAAUACAAAAAAUACAAAAAAGAAAAAGGACUUGCAUGAAAGAAAGAUAACGGUAAUUGGGGUUUGUUGUUUUUUUUUUUUUUUUUUUUUUGAAAACCACACGCCUUUUUGGAUACUACGCCUAUUUGGAUACAUGUGUACUGUAUGUGUGCACAUAUGGGGAAAGGGAGAUAAUCGUGGGAGCGAGGGAGUCCGUUUCAGUGGUUCAAAUUGUUCCAGUUUUAUCUUUGAGAGAGGAUAGCGUAUCCUUGGGCCUUUCUUUUUGUUUCCAGUGCCUGAAUUUGGCGCGAAGUGUGCCGCAGGCUGAAACAAGAACAUACUGUAGCGGGAGCGCAGAGUUCUGUUGCUAUCCUUCUCACCAUACAGUGCCGACCUGAACACGCCCAUACUGCUGUGCUGGCCCACACAGAUAACAGACUCCUUCUUCACAUUUGUCCUUCCCAGCAGCUACAGUAUGACUCCAGACACACUCUGCUGCACUGGGCUGGAGCGUGGGUGUGGAUCCAGGCCAGCACAUCUUAAUUCCCAUCAUCAAUGUGUGGUUCAGUGGUGUGAUAGGGAUAAUAGGGUUAGGUCGUCCCAGUAGUCUUAAUGAGUUUCCUUUCUCCUCUCCUCCUCCCUUGAUCUGCACUGAUCUCAUUAAUGUCUGGAUAGGGGAAUGUAACACUGCUGAAAAUUGCCAGUGAGUGUGCUUCUUCAUUUGCCUAGUUCUUACCAAUCAGAUGAGGAGGAGAUAUGCUUGUUAAGGAAGGACUGUAAUUUAGGUCAUAGAUCUUUAUAUAGCAUGGAGCCUAGAGUCUAGAGCCUAUAGAGUUAGUCAGCAACUGUAGUGUUUAGUACACACCGACACUCAGGUAAGAUGUGCCACAAUGUUUUAACCUACUAAGUAGCUACCCGGUAGGUUUUCUCUAUGACCACACACAAAUCCACACAGUUACUGCUUUUCUCUCCCUUCUUACAAAGACAAUAUGUGGUGUGGCCACAGUGGUAUAGUGCCUAACAGGAAUCGGGUGUAUCUUUCAUUUACUAUAGGCCAAUGGUAAUUUGGCUGAUAUCUGGGUGUACCUAAGGUGUGGAUAUACUGUGCACACCCUAAACUACACUACUGUGUGCCUGGCACUCUUUGGCUCGUUUUGGCCCACUGAUCCACUCCCCUGCCCCUAUCCCCCCUCCAAUGUGGCUGUUGACUGAGCUUCAUCACUGCUGGACUGUGCUGAGGAUAUAUUAAAAAAAAAAAAAAAAACUCAAGACCCUACAUUUUGAGUAAGUGUAUUGAGAAGAUUUGAGAAGCAUCACAGCUUAAAUCUAGUGUAUGUUCAAAGGGAUUGGUCAAACAGUUACAACAGCCGACUGGGUCUGUACACUGCAAGAGACAGACGUACACACACUCUCCAUCUCUUGGUCAUUAAUCUUAGCUGGUAGGUUAGGUGUGUCUCAAUCCCUGGACUCCAGAAAGGUCCUGAAGAACUGAGGCCAGUUCAUAAGUUUUAUGAAGAGACUCUUGAUACAGCCCUGCCUCUUCAAAGUGGCAGAUAUUUCUUCAAACUGCUGUUUUAUGGCAGUUCCUUGAUGGCACCUUUCAAAUCCUCAGAUGGACUUAAGGGAACCUACUGUACAUGAAUCUGUGUGGGUGUGUAUCUUCCUUUUUUAUACUGCACGUUUAAGCAAGAAUAUGUUUCCGUCAACUGCAAACAGAGAGGGGAGACAGAAAAAGAAGAAUGUCAUGUUUGAGAUCUAUCAUCUGCUAGUCAGGACAUUUUGAAAAACAGACAUUCAAAGGGACAUCAAAUACUUGUCGUCCCCCUCCUGCUGUUACCCUUAUAGCCAUGUACAGAUAAAACUACGCUGUAGAACAGAGAACUGGGAAACCAUAACAGACUAUGGCAUGCUUAAGGUCUUCAAUUCUGCACUUAAAAAGAAAAUGAAAAAACUUUUAUUUUUAUUUCCUCUUCUUUGUUUCCUUUCCUCUCGUGGAGCUGGCUGUGUUUUCUGCUGCUCCUUUACUGUAAUUACUUAAUGAACUAAUUGCAUUUGCUAUGACAAGGAAGAAGGGGCAUUGUCAACGAAUGGUUUGGUAUGAAGAUGAAUCAUGUAAAAGUUUGACUUUGACAUUAAAAACUUCAAACAC